UGCGCCGCGUCGCCCCCCACCCCACCCCCAUCCCACCGACGCACUGUUCCUCUUCUCCACCGACAGUGGAGGGCAGGCGGCGAACGAUACCUCCUCUGUCCUCUCUCCCCUCCCAUCUAGGUCCAUUGCCUCAAGAUCCAUGCAAUCCCCUUCUAGAUCCGUCCAGUUGAGUCUCGACGGCAAUGGGUCACCAUUGAAUCAGCAGCUGCGGCCGGCGCAGUCUUCCGCCGCGAUGGAUGAAAGCAGAACUGUUGCUGCGGCCGCCGGAAAGAGUUCAAAAUCUGUUGCGAAGAACAAGCACCUAGGCGGCAUCGACAUUCCCAACCGCUGGAAAAUCAUCAGCAUGCUCUACCAACUUCCUUCCCCUGCACUAAUAUGUUAGUCCACCCUAAUCCCGGCAUUCGAGAGCACUCUCCCAUUACCAUUUCAACUCUCGUAAUGCAAAAAAGCUACGAAGUUGCAUACCUGAUAAUUUUUUGCGUAAAAAGAACAUUACGAUAUCGAAUCAUUCAGCGUCUCCCCAAAAUUCAGCCGUACCAUAUACAAGGCACUUGUGGGGGCGUGAUGGAUUAUUAAUUCCAUGUGGUGACAUUUUGAAUAUCCUAAACUGUUCCGUAUCGAAAUAGAAUGAGUAACCAGAGCAAUGAUUAUUUUGUAAAAUUCUAAGACAGCUACAGUUUGGAUGUUUCACCGAAAGUAGAUGCUAUAGAUCCAAAGUCAGUGUGCGCAUCAUGAUUAGAAAAUACAUCCUAUCAAAAAUAAGGAACCUGACAGCAAGAGAAUUAGGAAAAUAGAAUGAUUUACUUGUCAUUGAUAGUAUCAUUAGUACGCCAUAUGACAUUAUUAUUAUAGUUAAACAAGAAAAGUACAGCAUCAAAAAAGUACAUGAUACCAGCCAUGAUGACAAAAAGCUCAAGGCAACAAAAAAGUAGCGCCCAAAUUAAAUUAUAUUGAUUGAUGAUUCGGCUCUGUAAUUUAAUCCAAAAGCGUCGAAAUUCACACUCGCACCAGAAUCCCAACCAGAGUAACAAUGUUCAUGUGACCAGCAGGAAAAUAUAAUAUACACGAGUAGCAUCCGUCGCAAAAGGCAGGCAUCAGCGACUACAAAUUGCAGGAAGAAAACAUAAUCAUGCAGGCAAGCGAAUAGCAGCUGCAGCGGCGAAUAUGGAACUGUCACUGGUAGCCACACACAUAGGCCGACUAUUGGCAAGGCCAAAAUUAAAGGACAUUUACCUAGUCCUAGCAAAUAUUUGCACAGAGAAAUCCUUACCUAGUCGAAUUUAUGAGGACCCACCUGACUACAUCUUGCAGUUCGAAACUGCAAAUGAUCAAGAAAUAGUGUACCAUCAGAGUGCAAUUAUCACACCAACCUACAGACUUGGCCUGUCAAAAUGGACACCAUACUACAAAAACCACAGUAAACCAUGGAACCUCAAGGUUAAAAUGAUCAUAACUGGGAUCCCAGAGAGAUCGGUCGGACCAGACGUCCUGAACCCUCUCCUGGGUGCUUACUGUGACGUUAGAGGUUUUAAAUACGACACUUGCACCAGUACAUGCCGCAUUACUGCGUACACAUCUGAGAUAGAAGCUGUGCCAACUACAGGAGUGAGGAUCGCAAUUGAACCACAAGAAAACCAAAACAGCACACCACAGAUAGUAUCAGUUGAUAUUAGUACAGCAGAAUUCAUAGACCCACCACCAAUGACCGCGGCAGACUACAUCUCCUAUGGAUACCAUCCCAGCCUCGUCGACACAGCUUUACAGACUGGAUUAGACAUUGACGUCCUGGAAGAGCUUCACAGGCAGCAAGAGAGGAGGAUGAAACGAAUGGAAUAUAUAAGAAGUCAACAAACAGCAGCGGUGGAGACACGAGCAUGGUGGACUAUGACUACAACUAACGAGCAACUUUCAAUACAUGCACAUCGGCGAGUACAUCCAAAGGCUUCUACAGAGCAGGGUGCGUCAAUUCGGACACCGACAGCGAGGAACUUUGGGAUCGAGAGCCAGCAUGCUGGAAGAGGGGUUGAGGAGCAAGCAUGAACCAGAAAAAAGGCUCCUGUUGAUCCCGGGCUCUACUAAUUGUAUUGUAAUAGACAUCUAUAAUACGUGAACUGAUAUGAAGGUUGUAGAACUAUCGUACUCUACUAAACGUAUUGUAAUCAUGUUGCCACCAUGGAACUGUGUAAUCGCUGUAAUUAAAGCCUGAAGUGCACUUAUUUAUGCGCAA
Messenger RNA from Panicum virgatum (switchgrass), 2227 nucleotides. RefSeq lists its product as uncharacterized. The record is from RefSeq and is a predicted model, not a curated record. The transcript is spliced from 5 exons. The coding region runs from base 1165 to 2040 and encodes 291 amino acids. NCBI's taxonomy places the organism in Eukaryota, Viridiplantae, Streptophyta, Magnoliopsida, Poales, Poaceae.